Messenger RNA from Peromyscus californicus insignis, 1071 nucleotides. RefSeq names its product homeobox D9 (gene Hoxd9). NCBI's taxonomy places the organism in Eukaryota, Metazoa, Chordata, Mammalia, Rodentia, Cricetidae. Gene Ontology annotation, molecular function: RNA polymerase II cis-regulatory region sequence-specific DNA binding; DNA-binding transcription factor activity, RNA polymerase II-specific. The record is from RefSeq and is a predicted model, not a curated record. The transcript is spliced from 2 exons. Bases 22 to 1071 code for a protein of 349 amino acids. Gene Ontology annotation, cellular component: nucleus. Gene Ontology annotation, biological process: DNA-templated transcription; embryonic skeletal system morphogenesis; anterior/posterior pattern specification.
GGGAGCGCGCGGCGCCUCACCAUGUCGUCCAGUGGCACCCUCAGCAACUACUACGUGGACUCGCUCAUAGGCCACGAGGGCGACGAGGUGUUCGCCGCGCGCUUCGGGCCACCGGGGCCGGGGACACAGGGCCGGCCCGCAGGUGUGGCCGAUGGCCCGCCCGCCGCCGCCGCCGAGUUCGCCUCGUGUAGUUUUGCCCCCAAAUCGACCGUGUUCUCCGCCUCGUGGUCCGCGGUGGCCGCCCAGCCCCCGGCGGCGGCGGCGGCGGCGGCGGCGACGAUGAGCGGCCUGUACCACCCGUACGUGUCCCCGCCACCCCUGGCCACCGCCGAGCCGGGCCGCUACGUGCGCUCCUGGAUGGAGCCUCUGCCCAGCUUCCCCGGCGGCGCGGGUGGUGGCGGUGGCAGUGGUGGCGGCGGUGGCGGAGGCCCGGGUCCCGUUCCCAGCCCCGGCGGCCCAGCGAACGGGCGCCACUACGGGAUUAAGCCUGAAACCGGAGCGGCCCCGGCCCCCGCCGCAGCCUCCACCUCCUCCUCCACCUCCUCGUCCUCCUCCUCCUCCAAACGGACUGAGUGCUCCGCGGUCCGCGAGUCCCAGGGGAGCGGCGGCCCAGAAUUCCCGGGCAACUCGUUCCUGCGGGACAAGGCGGCGGCGGCGGCGGCGGCGGCGGCGGCGGGAGGGAACGGGCCCGGGGUGGGAAUCGGGGCCGGGCCUGGGGCGGGAGGCUCGUCCGAGCCCUCAGCUUGCAGCGAUCACCCGAGCCCGGGCUGCCCGCUGAAGGAGGAGGAGAAGCAGCCACCGCAGCCGCCGCAGCAGCAACUUGACCCAAACAACCCCGCAGCGAACUGGAUCCACGCUCGCUCCACCCGGAAAAAGCGCUGUCCCUACACCAAAUACCAGACGCUAGAGCUGGAGAAGGAAUUCCUCUUCAACAUGUACCUCACCCGGGACCGGCGCUACGAGGUGGCCAGGAUUCUGAACCUUACAGAGAGACAAGUCAAAAUCUGGUUCCAGAACCGUAGGAUGAAAAUGAAAAAGAUGAGCAAGGAGAAAUGCCCCAAAGGAGACUGA